Messenger RNA from Asterias rubens (European starfish), 3200 nucleotides. RefSeq names its product nephrocystin-1-like. Gene Ontology annotation, biological process: protein localization involved in establishment of planar polarity. Gene Ontology annotation, cellular component: cilium; cytoplasm. Bases 48 to 3053 code for a protein of 1001 amino acids. Lineage: Eukaryota; Metazoa; Echinodermata; Asteroidea; Forcipulatida; Asteriidae. The record is from RefSeq and is a predicted model, not a curated record. Gene Ontology annotation, molecular function: protein binding. The transcript has 28 exons.
UAUAGAAUGAUAACACUAGGAGCAGUCAGACAAGGAGAAUACUUAUAAUGGCGUCCAAAGGUGGUCUACGGAGCUCGAUCCGUGAGGGUGAUGCUUUGAAGAAAGAGGUGGAUGCCUUUGGAGUGGAAUGCCAGGGAGUUAUUGAAGACAUGGGAUUAACUGACAGGAAACUUCGCUUGCAGAAAUUACUACAAAGAAGCAAAGAUUUAGUGAAGAAGGCUACCAAGGCAGAGCAGACAGUAUCAAAACACACAAAGGGCAAGGAACCAACUCCAAUCAGUCGGUUUGAUGAAGUCAAAGCAGAUGAGAUUAAGAGACUUAAAACCUUGAAGAGUCGUCUUGAGAAACUACAAGAGAACCUCGUCCCAGAUGAAGUAGAGGAAGAGUAUUUCCGCCAAGCCACAGAUCAAAAAGUGCCAUCCAAAAAAGUCAGUAUUAAGCCUAGUGCUGACAGCACUUUGGGAGACGAAGAAUCAGAUGAAGAAGAAGAUGAAGAUGAAAAAGAUGAAGAAGAAGAGGAGGAGGAGGACGGGGAAGAGGAGGAUGAGAAGUCCCCAUCUCCCAAAGCAGAGAGCAAACUGAAACGUCUCAGCAUCUUCCGCCGCUCAUCCAAAAGCGCCAAGGACGCUGCUUCAAAACCCAAAGAGUCAGAGGACAGUGUCGCAGGAGAGACUAAGAAGGAGAAAAAAGACAGAGAAAAAAAGGAGAAGUUGCUUGAGAAGGAACGACGCGAGCAGGAGAAACGGGAAAAGCGGGAAAAGGAUAAACAAAUUAAGGAACAGAAGGAAAGGGAAAAGAGGGAGCAGAAGGAAAGCAAGAAGGGGAGUGGCAAAGGAAAAGCUGGGAAGGCUGAGGCAACUCUGGAAGAGAUAAGCGAAAGAUCCGAGGAAGAGGAUGAUGAGGAUGAGGAUGAGGAAAUGGAAGACAGUGAAGACGACGAAGACGAUGUUCCAAUAAAGUCUUCAAAGUCAUCUCGGAGUCCAUUCGGAGGCAAACGUAAGGCCAGUGAAUCGGAGGACACUGUGAAGUCGCCAAAGGAGAAGAAAGGAGGCAGUGGGUGGAAGCUCUUCCAGCGCAAGCCGGCUGACAGGAAGGCUACAACAGCUGGAGGAGAAGCUGACAUCAAGGAGACAGGAACUCAAAAGAAAGGAGCGUCAAGCAAGAAAGAAGAACCAAAAGGAAAACAGGCUUCCAAACAAGCUGCAGUAGAGUUGGAAGACGAUGAAGAUUCUUACGAAGAUGAAGAUGAUGAUGAGGAUGAAUACGAAGAUGAGGAGGAGGAUGGGAAGGAGGUGUCUGAGGAGGAGGAAGAUGUGUCUGGAGAGGAGGAGGAAUUGGAAGAUGAAGAAGAGGAAGAGGAGGAGGAUGAAGACGAAGAAGUCGAUGAUGAAGAAGAUGAGGAGGAGGAGGAAGAUGAAUAUGAAGAUGAGGAUUCCGAAGAUGAACUUGGAGUAACCGGAGACUCUGCCGUCAGUGAUGGAGUGUUCCAACCUCCUGAUGAAGGGAUGGAGAGGUUUGAGGCUGUUUGCGACUUCAAUCCGGAGCAAACUGAAGAUCUUGGCUUUAGAUGUGGUGACAUUGUCACUGUCCUAAACGCAAGGGAGGAUGGAUGGUGGAUGGCUGAGGAUGAAGAGGGAAAUCGUGGUCUGGUACCCAGUACCUAUCUCAAGUUGAAAAAAGACUACAGUGAUCAUAGAGAUCUCCAGUCUCCUGAGCAUGAAAAUCAAGAUCAUGGGCAAGGAGCCCGUCGGAAAUCUGGGACUGAGCUCUGGAAGGGAUUGAAGAAAGCAAUGACAGAGACGAGUGUAACCGAUGUAUUGACAGCCAUGGGAGCAAUUCCUUCAGGGUUCAGGCCCUCAUUGACUGCCAGACUUCUUAAAGAGGAUCAGUACACCUUGAGUCACAUCUUAAAGCCUCGGCUGAGCCCCUCUAGUCUUGCCUUCAAAGAUCUCUUCUGGAAUCCUCAAGAAAAUCAGAUAAGAGCUCGCUCUGUACGCGUCCAGAAGAUGUUUUCAGUUAUGAUGAUCAAGAACAUGCCACAAGUUGGAGCAGGUAUUGAAGCAAAGAACAGGCAUAUCAGAGUAGCAGUGUUUGACGGUGAAAAGGUCCUGAGUAAUAUUCAUACGGUUCAAGCAACAUACGUUGAGUCGGACCCCAAAACUUGGAGGUUCUCCCCAAAGAUGACAGGAAUGCUCCCUAGUGCACUGGAUGGGGAUUGCUUCGUACGUACUACCCAUACACAGGAAAACAUUGGACUGCUGUUUGAGUGCUGCCUUACCUACCUGCGAACGAAAACUGGUGAAAAGGGAGAGUUCAGUUGUGGCUGGGUGCACUUACCGCUGUUUGAUGAAACCACAGGUGCCCCAAUUGUCAACAAGGUUUAUGAAGUGCCAAUCAAAGGAGGAACUCCAUUUGAACAAGACGUUGAUGUAGAUCCAUCCAUCAGCAGAAAGGCUUCGACAAGUAAAUUUCGCACCAUGAUGACAGCCAACAAAUUGCCAAGACUAGUCAUCAAAUUAGUCACUCCAACCAAGGAACAGAAGGCAGAACUAGACACUCUACCGGACACAGUCGUUAGCAGUACCUGCUACGUCCCAGCUCUCUCAUUUUAUCGGAAACUUCUGGCUGAUGCUCUUCUCACAGACAGAAUCGACCUGCAGAAUACGGAUCUGAUUCACAGUCCGGUUCUGGCAAGUUUCCCUCAUGCUACCCUCUACCCAGACAUCAUGGAUGCACUCAGGACUUGUUGGGCAGACAAGAAAAGAACAAUGAAGAAAUCGGACAAGAGAGACCUAGGUCAGUUGAAAAAGCAGUUUAGCGACGCCUGUAUGGAGAGUGUUUAUCCGCUCAUUCAGUCCGCCACAUUACCUCUCUACAAGUUUGGAGACACUGACAAUGAUCAGGAACGAUGGGAAGAAAUCUCAAGUCUGACGAAGCACAAUCAAACCACCGGAAUACUUCACUAUCUACUACAGCCAGGGGUCAUGCACACGCCGUUUGAAAUCACUGAAGUCACCUUUGACCUUUUGGAGGUGUACAGUGAGAAAAGGUGACAAUGGUUACCUGGACACCACGAUGCAUAACCUUGAUCAAAACCAGAACAAAAUAGAAAGCUGUGAUACCAAAGAAACCCUCAUUUUUAAUAAGGGAAUCAAUGUGUGGUGAAGAGGUUUUCAACUAGUGGUUUAAUCUCAACGAGG